Messenger RNA from Symsagittifera roscoffensis, 2955 nucleotides. Its product is annotated as nucleolar complex protein 3 homolog. Gene Ontology annotation, molecular function: chromatin binding. The transcript has 10 exons. The coding region runs from base 1 to 2955 and encodes 984 amino acids. Gene Ontology annotation, cellular component: nucleolus. Gene Ontology annotation, biological process: DNA replication initiation. Lineage: Eukaryota; Metazoa; Xenacoelomorpha; Acoela; Convolutidae. The record is from RefSeq and is a predicted model, not a curated record.
AUGAAACACUGUCCCCUUCCCAUCAAAGAUUUCUCAAUAGUUGAGGAAAGUCUCGAAUUUAUUUUGCAAACCGACGAUAAAUCUGAGUGGGGAUACAUUUUGGAAGUGGAUCUCAGUAUACCUGAAGAACUUCAAGAUUACUUUGCAGACUACCCUCUAGCCCCCUCACGUGAAGUUAUCGGCACGGAUAAACUAAGUAAUGAGCAAAUACAGAUGUUAGGGGAGAUGGGGGUCACGUCGCUACCAAAGGACGAGGCGGCGGGAAAAAUCAUUGCAGAAUUCAUCGCGUUGAAACCAAAGCUCUACUCGUUGAAAUAUGCAGAUUCAACUAGCAAAAGGAGUGCAAAAGGAGUAGUACAACACUCCCAGUCUACAGAAGAAAAUGUGUUCUUCGAGGCCAUUGCGGAAGAAAGCGAGUGGGCAAACUCACAGUUGACAAAUACCCCGACUUAUAGCAGCGAAAACAGCGAAAGCUGGCAAUCGCCGGAAUUCCGGGUCCCAGAUUGGGGCUUUCUUCAAGAAAGCUAUACGGAGGAAGAGCUUCAAGAAGAAAGCGCAGCUAGCAGUUCAAGAGACCCUCCGCCUAUCAAUAAUCCAUUCAUUCUAACAGAAGCGUCUAUUUUAUUUUUGAGAAUGGGAAUCAAAUUUCCAGAUGCUGGCGCCAAGCGCGUCCUCAAACUGUCCAAACGGUCAGCUAAAGUCCGCAAAGCACUUGACAAAUCACACCUACGUGACCUCAAAUCUAAAAAAUCGACAUCAAAGUUUAACAAAAUAGAUCAUGCCAUCGAAUCUCGCAAAGCUGACAACGAAGAUGUCGAAGCGCAGCGACUAUUCUACGAAGAAAUGGGAAUUUCAGCCGACGAAGCAGAAGACGCAAGCGAAGGUGAAGCAUACGAGAAGUUGCAUAAGGGCUCAUUUAGAAAUGUAGAUAAAUCGGUAUUCGAAAAUAACAAAAAAGUGGCUAAAUUGCCAGUUAAAUUUGACGAUAAAGUUGUUCCACAAGAAGAUGUCGGCGACGAUUUUGACGUUGCGGAUCUGCCUGAUGAUUACAUGGAGGUGAAUGAUGUUGAAGUGAGUGAUGCUGAAGUUAUGAGUGGCGCAGAGGAGGAUGAAGAUAGUGAAGAUGUUGAUGAUGAAGAUGCGCAAAAUGAAGAUAUUGAAGGGGGAUCUGCCGCGCAUAGAAGGGGUAAAAACGGCAUUAAGGAAUUCAUCUCACAUGCUCAGUUUGUAGCAGAAACCAAAGUGAAAAUUGCAUGUCUGUGCCAAAAUAUAUGCGAGGAUCCAGAAACGAACAUCAAACAGCUGACUGAUUUAGUCUCACUUCUUAACCGACCCAAAAUCCGGAAAAGUUCAAUUCUGAUGAAGCUAUUGUUGCUCUCCAUUUGCGAAGUAAUUAAAGAUGUAGUUCCGGGAUAUAAAAUACGAGAACUUACUUCAGACGAGAAAAAGGUACGAGUUAAGAAAGAAGUGAAAAAAUUACGAACUUUCGAAGAGCUUAUGUUACGGGAUUAUCAGUCAUAUUUAAAGCACAUGGAAUGUAUUCUGAAAGGAACUUGUCCGCUCGGUGUAAAAAAGCAAAAUGCUAUUAAAGGAAAAGAUUCAGUUGUGUUUUCUCUCGAUUUCUUGAGAAAACAGUCUAAAAUAUUGCGGCCAAUAGUAGCUCAGUGUACUGGCUCUUUGCUUACGAAUAUUUCACAUUUCAAUUAUCGGACCAAUUUGGUCAGGAUGGUGUGUACGUUUUCAACGUCAUCUCAUAAAGAGUUGGCCGAAAUAGGCAGUUCAUCAAUUUCGCAAGUGUUUGAAAACGACAGAACGGGCCAAUUAUCUCUGGAGAUUAUGUUUUACUUGGAUAAAAUUUUGGUCAGUAAGGCGUUUACAGUUCACAGUUGUUGUCUGAAGACGUUUCUAUCUUUGCCGAUUACGGAGGUGAAUUAUGAGAAGAUAAGGGAGUUUGAGGUCAAGGAGAGGCGAGAAAAGCUAAUGAGAAAGCAGAAAAAUUCGAAGCUCCAGUCGAAUUUGAGGAAAAAGGCGUCCAAGAUAGAAGAGAAGUGGGUGCGAGAACUUGACGAGCUGAAUUUGAAAGAGAACAAGGAUCGCAUCAAUUUUGUCCAUGGCAAGAUUAUCGGACUCGUCUUCGCAUGCUACUUCAGGGUCCUGAAGAGGGUGACUAAUUCGAAGAACCUGGAGGUGGUAUUGGAGGGUGUGGCUAAACUGGGACACCUGAUCGGGGUGGAGUUCUACGAUGACCUGUUAGUGCUCAUCAAGGACAUCAUGAAGAGACUCGACCUAAACUAUAAGCAGAGGCUGCACUGUGUUCUAUCUGUAUUCAGAUUGAUGAGUGGAUGUGACAUGGAGUUGGUGAAUGUGGAUCUGCAGCAGUUCUACUCCUACCUCUACGAGUCCCUUUUAGCCCUCUCGCAGGUGAACAAAUCAGACUUCACGCAGUCUCUCAACACGAUUGAAGAGAUAGUGUUGAGGGAGAGGAAGAAGGACAUGCGAGCUGUGAGGAUGUUGGCUCUCUCCAAGAGACUCUGCACUGUGAUGUUGAGUGUUGAUAAUAAGAGUGCAAUCAGGAUGUUUAAUACUAUCAACAAAACAAUAAUCAGUCAAACAGACCAACUUCUUUCUGAGGAAUCGGUGGGAAGUGGCAAGUACUGUCCCUACGUCAACGACCCUGACCUAGCCAACGUGCAAAAUACUGCCUUAUGGGAACUACACCCGAUGCGCAAUCAUUACUGUGCCCAAUUAGUUCCUCACGUGAAAGCAUUAGCCCAGCUGAAAACGAGUAAGACUACCCAAGAAGAAAGAAAAAUUGACGAUUUGAUUGUUUAUUUUGAUAGACUGAAGUCCAAAAAUUUGGUCGAAAGUGUUAAAGCAAAGAGAGCUAGUUUGAAAGACCAUAAUAACCUAAUAGACCAAAACAUAUUGAUUAAAUUGAAAGAUUCUGAACCUUAG